Molecule: messenger RNA, 4647 nt
Organism: Bactrocera dorsalis (oriental fruit fly)
Lineage: Eukaryota; Metazoa; Arthropoda; Insecta; Diptera; Tephritidae
Gene: Lrt
Exons: 8
Coding region: 1476-3965 (829 amino acids)
Molecular function (GO): protein binding
Source: RefSeq, a predicted model, not a curated record
AAUCAACACAACCGACGUCGGCGCGCGGUCCAAGCCCACAUGUUGGCUGUUGGUGUGCUCAGUUGAGUUUUGGUUUCCGCGCUGUCGAGUCAAUGAAAUCGGAAGAUCUCAAAUUGUUGUUGGUCGCGGUGAAUAUUUUGUGUGCAUUUUUGGGAUUUGUGUCUCAAUCAUUUUGUGUGACAAAUGCAGUUCGCGCUGCAAUUUUUGAGAAAUUCAUAAAACCCACGGUGGUUUCAGUGUAAAGUCAGCGGGUUCGUGGCUUAAGUCUUUUGUAUACUGGAGAGAGCAUUUUGGCGAUAAUUUUUUCGAAAGCCAGUUUUGCGAAUAGUGGAAUUGUCGGCCACAAAACUACUAGAUAAUAGUUAAACUCAAAGUGCAAUUGCCACCAAACCCAAAAAAGUUGCUUCGAAAUAGAAAAAAAAUAGUCCGGUCAUUAAUUGUUGCUUCGUGCGUGACAACACAAACCUUCUGAGGAGUCUUCUUGAACGCCUUGAAGGCAAGAAACAAAAAGUUGAAAGCAAAACAGGCAGACAUUGCCUGUUGACACGGCGCGACAGGAUACACGGCAAAAGAAAUAAAAAUAAAGUAAAAAUUAAAAAAAUCAAUUAUUUAUUCAGUUGCAUUGCAGACGGGCAUCCGUUUCCGGCCCAUUGUUCUAAUAACACACAGACACAGCUGAAUGUGAGUGUGCUGGUGCAACCACAAUUGAAAUUUCCAUGAAUGAAUCAGUAGCAGUGCCUUCUAGCUGAGUGAUCAAACAGACGUAGAGCGCAAAGGCAAAAGGAGCACAAAGAUAAAAAACACACACACAGACAGACCUCUGCGAAAGGCAGUAAAGUAAUAGUUCGGUAAACAGCGUGACAUAAUCGUUCAUUCAUUGACAAAGCAAAGCGCAUUUACCUGCCGAAAAGUAAGAGCAAUUGGAACCCCGCCUACCCGCUUCCGCACCGCGCCGCCGUGUGAAAGGAGCAGUCGCACAAAACGACGCAACAACGCAAGUGCAUUCAGCCGUACCACACACAAACACACACACACGCACAUACAAGCGUUGCGCAAAUAGGGAAGUGUUCGGCGUAACGGAGAUAAACGUGCGCAUUUGAGUCGCAGAUAAGAUGCUUAUCACGCUUACAAAUCGCUCCGAGUGAAUAAACAACACGUCCGUAAUACACACACACACACCCAACCACCUUACACUCACCACACACCUUACAGUUCUGUGACUAGCAUUUGCUUUGUGGUCUUCUAGCUGUGUUGUUGUUGUUAUUUUUGUUGCUGUUGUUUGCUCUGUGUCACCUAAGCACUCAAUAGAGUUUUCCGAAUUCGCUGUUUGCCUUUCACACACAAAAGUGUUUGCAGUGCGCGUAGAUAAGCCGCGCUGUGGACAAGGCUGCGCGUCGUUCGGCUGAGAAAGUGAAGUGCCAAGUCAAGUCCAAUUGCUCCGAGCGUACCCCUGGCGGCCUAAGGUAGCUGCAGGCAUGGCGGCUGACAUCCGAGCACCGGCUCCUUUGAGCCCACAUUCACAACAAUUUAUCACUUUAAUCUUCAUCGCUUCAAUCAGUGCGGCGUUUGGCAAUGAUUUGCAUAAUUUGCGUGUCGAUACAGCAACAACCACAGUUGCGCCAGCCAUGUACCCGACAUCAUCGCUUACAACAAUCACACUGCUGACGAAGAGUUCCCCAUAUAUGACACCCGCUAGAACAAUGGCGAACCGCAGCAACACUGAUGAUGCCAUGUCCAAUGCAAUAAUGUUAGCUGGUGGCGGUCCAUCCUUAAAGCCCACACCGGCGUCUAUGAUACCGCAUCCACCGCCAGCCAUAAAGACGACGGGAAAGCUUUUCAACAAGAGCUUGCCGAAGCGACGAAAGGCAGGAGAAAUAUCCGCCAUACCCGUUUACGAUCCCAGUGUGGAGUGGAAGUGUCCGAACGUCACGAGCUCGCGCAGCCUGGAAUGCGGUUGUGACCUGCCGCAUACACUGCGUUGUACCGGCGAUUUGCAUGGUUUAACGGUGCUUGCGAGCAAUUUGAGGGUUUCUCCCUAUACCAUCUCGCUACUGGAUUGUUCCUUGCGGAAUGUCACCUUCUUGAGUGAUGCGAAGAUUUUCGAAGGCAUAUCGCUGUAUGGUUUGGUAAUUUCAUCCGGCGAAAUAAAGCGCGUCCAUAAAUCGGCGUUUCUGGGCAUAAAAGGACCUCUACAAGCCUUAGGACUACCAGCAAAUGCGCUCUUAAGUGUUCCAUGGAAUUCGAUAUCCACACUAACAGCACUCGAACGUUUAGAUUUGUCCAAUAACAAAAUUAAAGCUUUGGGCACUUCAGAUUUUGCCGGACUGUCUAAUCUCGUCUAUCUUGAGCUGAGCAAUAACCAAAUAUCCAGUAUAUCACAACGUACCUUUAUGAAUUUAAGGAAAUUGGAAGUAUUGAAAUUGGGUGGCAACCGUCUGGGAGAUUAUCCAACAAGCCUGAAGGCACUAACCGCCUGCUAUAACUUACGACAACUUGAUCUCUCCGCCAAUAAUCUGAAUGGCCCAUUAACUGCCUCCACCUUGCCCGGCUUGCGAAGCCUUGAAUCAUUGGAGUUAAAUCGUAAUCUCAUUAAAAGCAUCCAGAACAAAGCUUUGCAAAAUUUUUCUGGCCUCACUAGUCUCUCGCUGCGUCAUAAUCAAAUUGACGUGCUACAAGAUCACGCCUUUUACGGACUCGGUAACUUAGAAAAUCUGGAUCUCAGUUUCAAUGGCAUUGUCGCUAUUUCCAGCGCCUCACUGCAACAUCUGACACGCCUCACAACACUCGAUCUUACACAUAACUUUCUGCGUGCUCUCACCUCUGAUCUGAUCACACCGCUACCCUCCCUACAAGUCUUGCGUUUAGCCGGCAAUGACAUUUCUAUCGUUGCGAAAAAUGCUUUGGAUGGCGCACGCGAAUUGAAGAGCCUCUCCAUGCAAGACAAUCCUCUGUCCUGUGAUUGCACUAUACGCUCAUUCGCCGAGUGGUUGCAGGUGACCAAAAUACAAGCGGGCGAUUUAAUAAGCGCUACUUGCGUGACGCCGCCUCGCCUGGAGGGCGCACCUCUCAUACAAGUGCCAUUGGAAACUUUAAACUGCGAAAUGGACAAUGUGGAAAAGGAUAAUGCCAACAUAAUCGAGCAGUUGGAGGCGAUAACGAGACAAAACCAUACCACACACAUUAAAGAUCUUUCCGAAGAGAUUGUACUACACGAACUGCAUUUCUCAGCCGAUUACGGGCUGAUACUAACCUGGAUACUUAACCUGAGCAAGAACGACUAUAUGUGUGAUGCCAUCUUUGUCUAUAAAGAAGAGAAUAUCAACGAAAUACUGAUCGAUAACUCACCGAUCCAUUGUGAGAGCAAGGUGCUGAAUGGUCAGAACACUGUCAGUGUUAUAGUACCGGAUAGCUCUUCCUUGGAAAUCGGAGAAAGUUACCGUUUUUGCCUAGUUAUGGUGCAGGAGCAAAACCACGAUGCCGAUCUGAAUGUAGGCUGCUCCAACAUUACAAAACUACAACUUAGCAGCCCGGGCUCGGUGCCAGAAGUACGCCAAUACCAAAGGCGUCCAUACAGAACGGGGCUGCCCACAUAUAGCGACAGCGAAACCAGUUAUGCACCCAUUGUCGCGCAUAAAAUGGAUGAGAAUUUCACGAAUUCUAAACGAAAUCACAAUGCAAUAUACGAAGAGGCAAGUCAGUCACAACAAACAACACCGCAGCAUACAUAUAGCUUUUUGGAUUCGCUGAAUAAGAGUUUCCUGCCCGGCUUGGGCGUUGGCAUACUCGUAACAUCGGUGGUGGUACUUAUAUGGGGCGCCACACGCAUACGACAAGGUUCGAGCAACAGCCGGCCGAGCACUCCGACUGCAACCACCUGCUAUGCCGCCUCGGAGCAUAUAGCGCGCCUAGCAGAUGCUGAAAAUGGCACGCGCUAUUUAAAGUUGCAGGCCACGACCAGUCUUUGAGGAACCCCGAUCGAUGUUCCAUUAUAAUACAUCCAACUCUCACCACCAAUUUGUUCAUCGCGUGGAUUCGGUCCCUAUGAAAUAUAUGUGUAUAUACUUUUGUACAUACAUAUACGUUAUAUACCUGUGGAUCCGAAAAUAUUGUGAGUUGCUGCUACCUAUUAUAGUUAAGGAUCAGCAACUCUUGUGAUAGUACAAUCUUUGUACCAAUGCAUUAAAGUACGGUUUUUUUCAUUUUCAAGCGAUUUUCUAGUUGUAAAGUUAACACUAUAGCACCUAAGCCAAAUAUAAACAAAUUGUUAAUUCCUCUUUUAUAGUAAUCUUGUAGCUGUAGUGCAUUCGAUUUUUACUUUUCUAGGUUAAGUCCUCUCCUGGUUAAAGAGCACAGUAGACCUGCUCGGAUUGAUUAUAUAUUGUGCAUUUUUCGAUUCCUUGUGCCAUAGUUGAUAGUCCUUUCCUGUACUCACAUUCUAAUUUAUUAGUUGUUUAAGUCCUAAGUUAGCCUCUCACGUUCAUAACUUUUUAAACUAAAUGUUUCCGAUGUAAUUUUGUUUAUUUGAUUAGCACAUACUCAUACAUACAUACGCAUAUAAAUAUAUUAACUAAUUUAUUAACACACUACCACUAAUUGUUUGAAUAAAUGAAAAUAUUUAUUUAUCAAAAGCGAAGCGCGAGCAUUUAU